ACAAAUCAUGAUAACCAAAGCCGAGUUGUAAACCUCUGCUGCGCUCUCUGGUCUCGUGUCCAAAGGUCAGGCAGAAUUCAGCGGUGCAUUCAUUACUAACAAAGUGGACUGUUAUUUUUUAAAGUGAAGUCCAAACAGAGCCAUGGAGGAGACACAAGAAUGGGAAAAGCUCAAGGAGAGGAAAGGGAGAUUAACUGUGGUCCUGGCUCUGGCAACACUCAUAUCUGCAUUUGGUUCAUCUUUCCAGUAUGGAUAUAAUGUAGCUGUGAUCAACUCCCCAUCACCGUUCAUGAAGCAGUUCUAUAACAACACAUACCUGGAGCGUUAUGGAAGACCGAUGGAGAACAACUUCCUGACUCUGCUGUGGUCUCUGUCUGUGUCUAUGUACCCGCUAGGAGGCUUCUUUGGCUCUCUCAUGGUGGCCCCACUGGUCAACAAACUAGGGAGGAAAGGCACCCUCCUCUUCAACAACAUCUUCUCCAUCGUCCCGGCUGUGAUGAUGGGAGUCAGUGAGAUCGCUAUGUCAUAUGAGAUCAUCAUCGUGGCGAGGUUUAUAGUGGGCAUCUGUGCAGGUCUCUCAUCCAACGUGGUGCCCAUGUAUUUGGGGGAACUGUCUCCCAAAAACCUGAGGGGAGCCCUUGGCAUUGUUCCUCAGCUCUUCAUCACCAUCGGCAUCCUCUGUGCACAAGUGCUUGGCAUCAGAAACAUACUGGGCAACAGCACAGGUUGGCCUCUCAUGCUGGGUUUGACCGGCAUUCCUGCACUUGUAGAGCUGCUGGUUCUGCCCUUCUUCCCAGAGAGCCCCAGAUACAUGCUCAUACAAAAAGGAGAUGAGAAGAUGGCAAAGAAAGCACUACAGCGUCUGCGUGGCUGGGACGAUGUGGACGCAGAACUGUCAGAGAUGCAUCUGGAGGACCAGUCAGAGAAGGCCGAGGGCCACCUGUCGGUGCUCAGCCUGCUGUCCCAGCGCUCCCUCCGCUGGCAGCUGGUCUCCAUCAUCAUCAUGAACAUGGGUCAGCAGCUGUCGGGGGUCAACGCGAUCUACUACUAUGCUGACAGUAUUUAUGCUACAGCAGGGGUCAACCAGAAUGAUAUCCAGUAUGUCACAGUGGGAACAGGAGCAGUGAAUGUCUUCAUGACCAUAACUGCUGUAUUCAUCGUGGAGGCCUCAGGACGAAGGCUGCUCCUCCUCUGUGGAUUUGGUAUCUGCUGUGGAGCCUGUGUGCUGCUGACCAUCGCUCUUAACUUCCAGGAGAGCGUGACGUGGAUGCCCUACAUCAGUAUCACCUGUGUCAUCAUCUACGUCAUAGGACAUGCCAUAGGACCCAGUCCCAUUCCUUAUGUGGUGACCACUGAGAUGUUCAGGCAGUCGGCUCGCCCCGCUGCCUUCAUGGUGGCAGGCUCUGUCCACUGGCUCUCCAACUUCACCGUUGGCCUCGUCUUCCCCUUUCUAGAGAGCGGUCUGGGCCCCUACAGCUUUAUCAUUUUCUCCGUAAUCUGUCUGGUCACACUGGUUUACAUCUGGCUGGUGGUCCCUGAGACCAAGAACAAGACCUUCCUGGAGAUCUGCCAGAUGUUCGCCAAGAGGAACAAAGUGGAGAUCAAACUGGGUGACAGGGAUCUGCCGCUGAAAGGGAGCCAAGAAAACCUGGAGGAUGUUGAGAGGGUCACGGCCUUCUGAAGACAAAUGAGAGCAUUCAGGGGGAAAGGAAGUGUGCGCUCUGGGGAGGAUUGUAUUGGACUGGAAAUGUUUUAAUCCAGACUUUGUUGUCUGUUUUUAAAAGGAAUCUUUGCACAACCGCUUUUUGUAUCGUUUGCUUGUGGAGAAAUAUCUCCUUAAAUCAUUAAUCAAACAUAAAAGUCACUUGAAAAACUUUA
Messenger RNA from Labrus bergylta (ballan wrasse), 1878 nucleotides. Its product is annotated as solute carrier family 2, facilitated glucose transporter member 5. Lineage: Eukaryota; Metazoa; Chordata; Actinopteri; Labriformes; Labridae. Gene Ontology annotation, biological process: monosaccharide transmembrane transport. The record is from RefSeq and is a predicted model, not a curated record. Gene Ontology annotation, molecular function: hexose transmembrane transporter activity. Gene Ontology annotation, cellular component: plasma membrane.